This is a messenger RNA of Cyphellophora attinorum, 3033 nucleotides long. RefSeq lists its product as uncharacterized. Gene Ontology annotation, cellular component: plasma membrane. NCBI's taxonomy places the organism in Eukaryota, Fungi, Ascomycota, Eurotiomycetes, Chaetothyriales, Cyphellophoraceae. Gene Ontology annotation, molecular function: calcium-activated cation channel activity. The coding region runs from base 1 to 3033 and encodes 1010 amino acids. The transcript has 3 exons. The record is from RefSeq and is a predicted model, not a curated record.
AUGUCUGAUACCUUGGGCCAAAUUAUCGAUGGCGCCGCCGGCACCGCGCAAGGCAGAGAGGGAACGACCGUCCAAACGUUUGUACUCUCUUUGGCUGCUGGAUUGGUGCUUUUCGCCGUCCAAUUCGGCGCGUUUUUGAUCGUGCGCAACUACUUCUGGGCUAAAAGGAUCUAUCAGCCAAGAUCUUUCUUGAUACCGUCCAAAGAGCGAGUCAAACCGCCGCCCAAUAACCCACUGAAAUGGCUGUACGGGUUGCUUUUGACCUCAAACGAUUUGGUGCUGCGGAAGGCGGGCAUGGACGGCUACUUCUUUAUUCGAUACUUGGGUCUGUGUCUAAAGAUAUUCUUUCCAAUGGCCCUCAUAAUUAUACCGAUCUUGAUACCCAUCAACUAUGUUGACGGCAAGGGCACCAAUACCAUUGAUGGGACGCGCUAUAAUGUCACCGGUAUGGACACACUUGCUUGGUCGAAUGUGUCUCCCCGGCACACGCAACGCUAUUGGGCUCACCUGGUUCUAGCCGUAGGUGUUAUUGCCUGGGUCUGUUGUCUCUUCUACUAUGAGUUGCGGCACUAUGUCGAGAAGAGGCAGCAGUAUCUCGGCAGCAGGAGCCAUCGAUUGAAAGCUUCAGCCACAACAGUACUCAUCACAGACAUACCCAAAGAUCUUUGCACGAAUGAAGCAUUGAUGAAACUAUAUGAUGAUUUUCCUGGUGGUAACGCCGAAACCGAUCUGUUACGGAAAAUCAUCAAGAAUAAUCGGAAGAAGGGCAAAGCGACCGAUGAUGUAGAUCUAGACGAAAUGACGAGGCCCAAUUCAGACUCGAGAACAGCAGACGUCAAAGACCGCUCAGACCAUGAUGAAUUACCCACAAAACCAAUCCAAGCCGCCUGUGAAGAGGACCUUCAGCACGAUCUCGCGACUAAAGCUCUAUGGACCCAGUCAGUCAAGCCCAGACAGCGGGCUACUAUGCGAAUUCCUCGUCCAGAGUACGCCUGGGCUUGCAAGGUGCCCUUAGUUGGCCGCUUCGCCUCACUGAAAGUAGACACAAUCUACUUUUGCCGGAGAGAACUUACAAGGCUAAAUCGCGAAAUCGAAACAGAAAUCGAAGAAGCCGACAACUGCUCACAGAAUGGAUCGGCUUUCAUCCAGUUCCAUACGCAGAAAGCUGCGCAUCUCGCGUGUCAAGCAGUCGCUCAUACUUUGCCGGGACGCAUGGCUGAGCGCGCCGUCGAAAUGUCGCCAGCAGACAUCAAUUGGUCGGCACUCAACUAUACACGGCGAAACAGGGCGGUGCGACUUGUCAUCUUUGUGGUUCUGUUUCUUGUGUUACUUUUCGCCUUCGGUUUGAUAUCCUUCUUCACUGGUCUGCUUUCGAGGGUGUCUACGCUAGCCGACUCCACUUCGUGGCUUCGCUGGAUUGGCGACUUGCCUCGCUGGCUGAUCUCAUUCAUACAAGGCACCGUGCCUCCGGUACUCCUGGUCAUUCUCUUGAGUGGUCCCACGCCGAUUAUUCUACGGGCAAUGACAAACAGCACGCGUGGAGCGACCACGGGCUCACGAGGCGAGCGUUCACUCCAGCUCUGGUACUUCAUCCUCCUCUUUUUCGAAGUGUUCUUCAUUCCGACAAUAUCUUCCGGCCUCACCAGCAUUGUGCAGGAGCUCAUCCACAACACGGCGUCUGUGCCUCAGAUCCUGGCCACGAACCUCCCUACAGCUGCCAACUACUACUUCUCAUUUCUCAUCCUCCAGACUCUAUCCAUCAGCUCAAGCUCGAUAUUACAGACCAUUCGUCUGCUCAACUUCUACUGUUUCGCAAAAGACAACACUCCAGACGAAGUCUUCACCAAAUUGAGCUUCACGUGGAGAACCCGAAUUGGCUCGAAUAUUCCAUGGUACACUACAUUUGCAGUCAUCGGACUCGUCUACUCGAUCAUUGCGCCACUCAUGCUACUUUUCAUGUUGAUCACAUUCAGCUUCUUCUAUGUUGUCCUCAAAAACAACAUUCUGUAUGUCAUCCGAACCGGCGAUGUUGACAGCGGCGGUGUCUGGUUGCCGAGUGCUAUCAACCAGACCUUUACCGGACUAUACUUCAUGGAGGUCUGCAUGAUUGGCCUGUUCUUCCUGGUUCGAGACGCCCAAAAUAAGGUCGCUUGCGAGGCUCAGGGCAUCAUCAUGUCCAUUGCAUUUGUACUCACCAUCAUGUAUCAACUAUGGUUGGGACUGCACUUCAACGGGCUCUUCAAAUAUGCUCCUAUCCAAUUAGUGAGCGAGCCAUUGCUGGAGGACAAUCAAGCUGAAGCCGGAGCCGAGGGAGGGCGCCCUAGUUCAGAAGCUGGACCUCUGGAAGCCGAAUCUAUCGGCCCCGCGACUAGAACGACCACAGCAGCUACUGAAAAAGACAUGACCGUCCCAAGCAAAACGCAUGGCAUGCCAGAUGCUGUUCACCAACCUGAGGAGGCCUCUAGCCCAGUUCUCCUUACUGAAAACAGGCACCGAGGUUCCUCACAAUCGCAGUCCCUGAACACGGCAAACAUAUCCCGUCGUGGCACAGAUAUGGAAGAACAGAUCAAACACGACACCCACUCCGCCAAGCGCAUCCUCGCACGCUUGAAUCAACCCCUUGACGGUGCCAGACUCGCCGAGCUCGAAGCGCACCUCGUCCAAGCCGAAACACUCGUCAGCAGCACCAUUAUUCCCCGUAAACGCGCGGUUCAAGCGCUGAUGAUGAAGGAUCCGAUUAGCAGGAUCAUCAUGCAGCACAACGACGAUCUCGAAGCUCUCACGGAGGAAGAACGAGAUAUGCUGGUUAGUAUUGCGUUUACGCAUCCUGUUCUGCGUGCGUCUAAGCCUGGGGUGUGGAUUCCCAGGGAUGAAUUUGGGGUCAGUGACGAUGAAGUGCGGAGGACGAGGGAGUUCGGGAGAGACAUUGUCAUUGAGAACAGAGGGGCACAUUUCAAUAGGAAGCUGAAGGUGGAGGUGGAUAAGCCGCCACCGGAUAUGUCUGAGUUCGCGUUGGUGAUGGCUGAGUUGUAA